Messenger RNA from Mya arenaria, 2099 nucleotides. RefSeq names its product baculoviral IAP repeat-containing protein 7-A-like. Gene Ontology annotation, molecular function: cysteine-type endopeptidase inhibitor activity involved in apoptotic process; ubiquitin protein ligase activity. Gene Ontology annotation, biological process: negative regulation of apoptotic process; regulation of cell cycle; positive regulation of protein ubiquitination. Gene Ontology annotation, cellular component: nucleus; cytoplasm. The coding region runs from base 178 to 1092 and encodes 304 amino acids. The record is from RefSeq and is a predicted model, not a curated record. NCBI's taxonomy places the organism in Eukaryota, Metazoa, Mollusca, Bivalvia, Myida, Myidae. The transcript has 6 exons.
UGGUCAUGCGCGCGCAUGCGCCGGAGCAUGCGCAGAUAGUCUAAUAAAAAUAUAUAAACACCGCUCAGGAAACCUAGUGACUUACGCAGACUACAGCUCUACCUUGUACCUUGUAUCUUGAUUGGACGGGUUCUGCCUCAACUAAGUUUUCUACUGAAAACACGGCGCCUCUUUCACAUGGCAUCCAAGGACAGUGUUGUUGCUACAAAGCAGAAGCAAGAUGUCCAAAAGCCAACUCCAAUGGGACUGGGGAUAAGUACUAUGAAACCCAAAUUUCCCCAAUAUGCGCUUCCAUCAAAGAGACAGGAGUCUUUUACUGAGGCGUCCAUCCCCUGGCCACAAGAUGCCCCUGUUGGUGUAGAGAAAUUAGUCGAGGCAGGACUCGUUUACACGGGCGUGGGAGACAGCGUUCGUUGUUAUCAUUGCGGAGGGGGGCUCCGAAACUGGGAAGAGGGAGAUGACCCGAUGGAAGAACACGCCAAGUGGUACCCGACCUGCCAGCAUGUUCUCAUUGCCAAAGGGAAGACAUACAUCAGGAAGGUGGAAGCCGGUGAAAAUCCGAAAACUGAUAGUGUUGUUGAAAGAAAAAAGCCAGAGCUAAAGAAGGAAGAUCCAUUUGCUGUUACUUUCCAAGCCCUGGCAGAAUUUGGUUAUUCUGAAAAUGAAGCAAAAAUUGCCCUUAACAUCUUUAAAAAAAGAAAUGGUUCUGAUGCUCCGUUUAAAGCCGCAGAUCUUGUCGCAAUUUUGAUGGAAAUUGAAGAUGAUCCGGAUGUGCUGAAUGAGUACAAUGUCACUGACACGACCGAGAGCAUGCAGCAGCUUACCACUCAAGAUACAGAAGCUAUGGAUGACAUUGAAGCCCUUGAAGAGGAGAACCAGAAACUGAAAGAAUCCUCCAUGUGUAAGAUCUGUUUGGACAAUCGGGCAGAUGUGAUAUUUCUGCCCUGCGGGCACAUUGUUAGCUGCCCACAGUGCGCCCCAGCCCUCGACAGCUGCCCAGUAUGUCGCAAAUCUGUUAUGGGACUUGUAAAGGCAUUCUUUGCCACUAAACAUGAUAGGCGUGAUGAAGAAGAAGACUUUGCAGAUUAUUGAACUAAGUUCACUUAACAAAGAUUUUGUUUUGUAAAAAAGGGCUUACUCAGAUGCAAGUUUUGUUUUCGAUGAAACUUGAUCGCUUAUCAAACUUGUGCACUGUAAUGCGGCCAAAUAGGGUGCUCAAUGUAGUUGGGAGUGGAGGAAUCGUUAGCUGCCCACAGUGUGCCCCAGCCCUCGACAGCUGCCCAGUAUGUCGCAAAUCUGUUAUGGGACUUGUAAAGGCAUUCUUUGCCACUAAACAUGAUAGGCAUGAUGAAGAAGACUUUGCAGAUUAUUGAACUAAGUUCACUUGACAAAGAUUUUGUUUUGUAAAAAAGGGCUUACUCAAAUGCAAGAAAUGGUUUUGGUGAAACCUAAGCGCUUAUCUAACUAAAUAGUAUGCUCAAUGUAGUAAGGAGUGGGAGAGACUACUUGAAUCUCAUGUGCAAUAUUCCUUAGAACUGAGAUCAGAUUAAGGUGCUAUCAUCAUUGCUGAAAGUACACUGUCCAUUUGUAUGAAUAGUGGGAAAUUGCAAGACAGCUGUAGAAAAUAAACAGUUCAAUAUGAAAAAGGCAUAGUUUUGGUUAGAAUAGUGACACAAAGGAGUAACUUCUUGUAUGAUAAUAUUUUGAUUAAGACCAUUUUCUUCAAAAUAAUAUUGUACAUAUAUUUAUGAAAAUAAUAGUAUCUUAUAAACCUGAUUAUCUAAUUAGAACUACUUUUUUAUAAUAUUAAAAACAUAUUUUAUUUGUCAGAUUUAUAACAAACAGUUAACCUAUGAAAAUUAAACUAAACAUACCUUGUGACUGAGCAACUUUUAAUCAUGAAUGGCUUUGGAAUAACCUGUGUAAAUGAUUUUUAGAGAGUAACAUGUGUUUUGUGAUUUUUCUUUGUGCAGUUAAAUACUAAUUUCAUUUGUUCUUUUUUUUAGCACUUUUUCAAUUUAUGUAUAUAACAAAAAAAUUGUUUCUUACUGUGAUAUACAUGGUCAUUGUUUUGUUUGAAUAAAAAUAUAUAAUAGUAA